AGCGGGGGAGCGGGCGGCAGCGGGGUCCGGAGCAGCUGGCGGAGGCGGCACGCCCCGCGCAGCCGUCAGGGAGCUCCGUGACCGGAGGGAGGUGGGAGCCCCGUCCGACACGGGGCUUUAACGCAACCGACGCCGCGAGGAGCGCCCUGACCGCGGGCCGUUCUCCUUCAGCACCGGUGCGGUGGAUGCUGGAGGCGUCAGGCAACUUCCCUUACAGCCCUGUGAUAGCCUCCGCCAGCCCGAGCAGGAGCUGGCAGGGGGACCGCCGCGGUCCUUACAAGGGAAAAAACGCAUCUGUAAACGGGUGCGCAGCGCUGCUGCGGAGGCUCGGGGCUGCGGCACGUUCCUGCGCAUUGCAAGCCUAAGGGAGAGCAGAGAACGCUGCGAGAUAUCGAGCAUCCUUAACGCCCGCCGGGGCAGAACCAGCAGUUUUCGUUUCUUUCUCUUCGCUCCUGGAUCUCGCGUUUUGCGUUUUGACAAGUUGAGGGCACGGAGCCCAGCUGCUGGCCGCUGCGCAGCAGCGUGGUGCUGCUCGCUGCGACGCGGCUGUUUCGCGGGACCGGGCCGGAGCGGCAUUGCCCCAGCAGCGCAUCUACAGCACGGAUGCCCGCCCCGAGCUCUGCCGGUGAAGCCACAAAACCCAGCCUAACGAACGAGUACAGCUGCCACCUCGAUGGACAAGUCCUGGGACUGGCGGCAUUGCUGCCGCAGCAGCGCGCCCAGCGCCCGUGGGGGCGGCACAGCGCAGCGGGGGUGCAGCCCCGGCUGGAAGAAGGAACGGGAACGGCGUAGAAGUUCGAGAGGAAGAACGUGCAUUACGGAAACUAUGCCCCAGACGCCAAUAUUUUCCAGCAUGCUUGGCUCCAGCUGUAGUGGACAAGUGCAGCCUGAUAUGGGAGAGAGAUGCAUGGACCCCGUUUAUCAGGAUGGGAACAUUGUUUCUGGAUCAUUGGAGGCUUUGAUAGAGCGCCUGGUACCCACCAUGGACUAUUAUCCAGAUAGGACUUACAUCUUCACUUUCCUGUUGAGCUCCCGAGUCUUCAUUCACCCACAUGAGCUCCUGGCUAAAGUGGGGCAGAUAUGCAUUAAACAGAAGCAGCAGCUGGAAGCCGGGACCGAGGCAGAAAAGGCAAAGCUGAAGUCCUUCGCUGCCAAAAUCAUUCAGCUCCUGAAGGAAUGGACUGAAACUUUCCCCUAUGAUUUCCAAGAUGAAAAAUCCAUGAAGGAGUUGAAGGAGAUUGCUCACAGGAUCACACAGUGUGAUGAGGAAAAUGGCACAGUAAAAAAGAUCAUUAGCCAGAUGACACAGAAUCUCCUGUUGGCUCUCUCCGCACGGAGCCAGUACCAGGAAAUAAAAGAGAAAUUCCGGCAACCUGCUACUGACAAAGGCACCAUCCUCAAAACCAAGCCACAGUCUACUCAAAAGGACAUCCUGAGUGUGUGCUGUGACCCGCUGAUCCUGGCACAACAACUAACCCAUAUUGAACUGGAACGGGUGAGCAACAUUUACCCAGAGGAUCUGAUGCAGAUUGUCAGCCACAUGGACUCCCUGGAUAAUCACAAGUGCCGAGGCGAUGUUACCAAAACCUACAAUUUGGAGGCCUACGACAACUGGUUCAAUUGUCUUAGCAUGCUGGUGGCCACAGAGAUUUGCAGGGUGGUAAAGAAAAAACAGCGAACAAGAAUGGUGGAAUUUUUCAUUGAUGUGGCAAGAGAGUGCUUCAAUAUUGGAAAUUUCAACUCAAUGAUGGCUAUUAUCUCUGGCAUGAACUUGAGUCCUGUGGCACGGCUAAAGAAAACUUGGUCCAAGGUCAAAACUGCCAAAUUUGAUGUGUUAGAGCAUCACAUGGAUCCAUCCAGCAACUUCUGUAAUUACCGUACGGCCCUGCAAGGAGCAGCACAGCGAUCUCAGACUGCCAACAGCAAUCGAGAGAAAAUAGUCAUCCCAGUUUUCAACCUGUUUAUUAAAGAUAUCUACUUUCUGCACAAAAUACAUACAAACCGCUUGCCCAAUGGGCAGAUAAACUUCAAGAAAUUCUGGGAAAUUUCAAGACAGAUUCAUGAUUUCCUGACAUGGAAGCAGGUAGAGUGUCCUUUUGAAAAGGACAAGAAGAUCCAGAGUUAUCUACUCACUGCGCCCAUUUACAGUGAAGAAGCUCUGUUUAUUGCAUCCUUUGAAAGUGAAGGUCCAGAAAACCACAUGGAAAAAGACAGCUGGAAAACACUCAGGACAACUCUGCUUAACAGGGCCUGAGAUUUUUGGAUCUGAUCUGCAGACUUUGAAGCACACAGAAUGAAUGUGUUUUUACAACCUGAAAGACUUGGACUGAGUUAAGAUGACCUCACUGGUUGAGGUCUGUUUUGUAUAUACAGUACCUUUUAUGAAACAAAAUGUGGUAAAUAUUUCACAUGUCAACCUUAAGGCACUUAAGUGAAGGGUUUUGUUUUUUAUUUAAAAAAAGGGCAGGGCCCUGUUCUCAGAGACGAAGUGUAUCGUGGGAGGUGGGAUCCCUGGGGAGAUCUUAUUCUAUCAGCAUCCAAAUUUUUAUUUUUUAUUACUUCCACCAAAUCAAAUAAAAGUUAAAGCACACAUCUCAGCUACAGCCAGUGUUAGAUACUCCAUUGAACCAAUAGCCUACAGAACACUCAAUACGUCUACCUGUGGUUUCAUCCAAAUCAGUGAGAGUGGUCACACGUACGAGUGUUUGUAGAGUCAAGGCCUUAGACAUCUGCAGUAAGCCUGUUCCUCUCCUACAUCAGAAAAUAGUGCCUUACAAGGUACUGACAUAGUUUAGCGUACCUUCUAUUAUGCUGGAUUGGAAGCAAAGAAAAUAAAAAUAUGGAUGUCUCAAAACCAGCCACAAUGUACUUUUUAAAUAAAAUGAAGAAUAUGACACGUGAGGUAGAGUAUACCUGCCUACGACACUGAUGGUGCAGCAAACAUAUUUUUGUUACACAGUUUAAAGAGAAGAUGGGGUAACUACUGAGGGUUGUGCGUUUGUGUGUGCGUAUGUGUGUGCAUGUGUGAAUAUGCACACGUCUAAGUUUUAAUACUUCUGGGAACUAUCUUUCAAAUUCUGAUUGUCAGAAUAGUUUGUGUUUUCCUUUCUAAAAUCAGGGAUUUUUUUUUUUUUUAAGAGGAGGAUGUCUAACCUAGAUUAUCUCUGCAAAACAGGUUCAAUAUGUGUUUCUGCAAACAGUUUAAGGGGAAAAAAAAAAUCAUGCACAAAUAAAGGAGAGGGAAGUAAACUCAGAUGUCCAACUAAGGCUAAAAUUGCCAAAGAAGGUUAAGAGUUCAUCUCUGCUGACUUGGGUAUUUAAACCCCUUGGUUCCUUUGAAAAUGCUAGUCCGGACUUCAAGACCAAAGCAAAGACCAAUUUACAUCAUAAACUUGUUUAGUAUUUCACAAGCCAUGACAGUCUGGGGCGGGAUCCACUGAAAUCCAUAGGAAAACAGUAUAAGGAACUAAUCAAGCCUUUGAAUCUAGGUCAAGGUUAGAGAUGAUCUAUAAACCUAUCGAUAGUUAGAAGUAAUGCCCAUCAUUUCCAACUUCUCCUUUUCACCCUGAGUUUAUACCUAUUUAUCUAUCCAAAUGAGCAUACAAGAAGCUUAAAACUAAGCUAUCCAUUUCAGAAAAAAUGUUACACAUUUCAAGAUUUUUCUUUCUCCCCAAAUGUCAAGUUAAGAAAAAAGAAAGAAAAUAGGCUCAGAUUAAAAGCUACUUUGUUUUAUGAAUAUUUACUAUCCUUUCCAGUAACCGUUCUCCUAAGGCAUGGGGGCCAGGUAUUUGUAAAGACGAUGACUGAGCUGGGCUGUUGUAUUGGAGUUUUUCUUUCUUCAAAAGCUCUUUAAAGUCCUGUGGUUACAGCCUCUCUCACUGAUCAUCACAGAGGAUCUCUGCACCACUUUAUUUUAAAAUGGUCAGUUUUGAGUAGUUUCUUUGUAUCCUAUUCUGGUCUGUGUUGAAGCGGGGACAAGACUUGCUGGACUGAGGGUCAGGUUUACUCCAGUCCAGUUGCCUCUUCUCUCUGAGUGCCUACAGCCUUCAGCAGUGCCACUGUUUCACAUAGCAUCACUUAACAGAAAAUGGUUGCUAUGUUGGCCCUGCAGUACAGUGAAAUAUUAAAGAGCCUUCCCUCUCUCCCUGUUCUCCCUCCUGCCCCCUGGUAAAUACUUAAAAUUAGAACAGUAAGUUGGGGUAUAGGAGAGAGAAAUCAACAUUUUGCUUUUCCUGUAGCAUUGAAAUCAAAGAGGAACAAAAGCAAGUUAUGCCACAAAGAAGUAGGAGAAAGUAGAACAACUGUUGAAAAGAACAGCCCAGAAAAGGAGAAGGGAUAAUUCUUAUGAUCUGCUGCUAUUUUUCCUGUGCUGAAGUACUGACCUUCAGUCCUGGACUAGAGUAAGAAUAUUUAUACUGUAUUAUUACAGUGUUUUGCACUUUCAGAGAUGUUCUAGCUAGUAACAUUGUUGGACACUAUAAAAGGGAUUGUAUAUCAGCUUUGUUUAUGUAAUUGAGAUUUAAAAGGGAUGCUUAAAAUUUAAGAAAAAAUAUAUAUUUGAAAUGCAAUUUUAGAACUCUUCCUGUAAAUGUAUUAAAAAAAAGCUUUCACAUGAAUGUGCACUUCACUGGUCAAUCAGUCCUAGUAUAUACUUGAAAUCAACGCAGUAUCCACAUUGGUUCCUUUUUCUUUUUCUUCCCUCAGUUUGAUACAUUCCUUAAAUACCGUGUUUUGCUAUUCUGAGCUGAAAUGCUAAAUAUAAAGCUGUACCAUAAAGCAGGAUAUUCUGUGUUUGACUGGAUGUGCUUGCAUUAAUAAAAAAGAGUUGCUUCAACCAGA
This is a messenger RNA of Numida meleagris (helmeted guineafowl), 4839 nucleotides long. RefSeq names its product RasGEF domain family member 1A (gene RASGEF1A). The coding region runs from base 674 to 2254 and encodes 526 amino acids. The transcript has 13 exons. Gene Ontology annotation, cellular component: plasma membrane. Lineage: Eukaryota; Metazoa; Chordata; Aves; Galliformes; Numididae. Gene Ontology annotation, biological process: positive regulation of GTPase activity; Ras protein signal transduction. Gene Ontology annotation, molecular function: guanyl-nucleotide exchange factor activity. The record is from RefSeq and is a predicted model, not a curated record.